Messenger RNA from Grammomys surdaster, 4219 nucleotides. RefSeq names its product calsyntenin 3 (gene Clstn3). Gene Ontology annotation, molecular function: kinesin binding; amyloid-beta binding; X11-like protein binding. The transcript is spliced from 21 exons. Bases 561 to 3434 code for a protein of 957 amino acids. Gene Ontology annotation, cellular component: cell surface; postsynaptic membrane. NCBI's taxonomy places the organism in Eukaryota, Metazoa, Chordata, Mammalia, Rodentia, Muridae. The record is from RefSeq and is a predicted model, not a curated record. Gene Ontology annotation, biological process: positive regulation of synapse assembly; positive regulation of synaptic transmission; homophilic cell-cell adhesion.
GCUUACACACAUAGCCAGGCCUUUCUCCACUCUCCACACAGAAGACAGGCGUGACAGAACAAGUCACGCAGCCUGUGUGGAUUUUUGUGGGAGAAAAGUGUUCCGUGCCCAUUUGUGUGGACUCUCGACUCGAAAUUACAGGAGGGCACCAGAGGGCACCAAAGCUUAAAGACGGAGAAGCUGCUAACUCAGGCUUGAACCGAAGGAGAGCCGGAAGCUGUUUAGUGUGGAAAGAUGAUCCCGAGGGAGUCUGUAGAUGUGGAGGGAGCCCUCAGUGAAGAGGAAAACUGAUAUCUCAUCGGCAUUGCCGUUUGAUGCUUCGUCUGAACCUGUGCAAUACAAUGCUCUGCUUCCGUUUAGGGCCCUGAGUUGGAACUGAAAUGCUAGAAUUUCAUCCUCCAGGUUUUGCCUCCAGGUUUCCAGAAAGCACGCAACAAGGACUAGCUAACGGAAUGGGCUGUAAAAAGAGAGUCUCUGCAUCUCUCUCCCAAGGUGGCAUUAGCAGGCUUGAGGCUCCCAGGGGAUAGGAACGCCUGGCCUGGCGUGCUUAACACCGCAUCAUGACCCUUCUCCUGAUGUCCCUCCUGCUGGCUUCUCUGCUUCAGAUCAGCUCUGGCAACAAAGCCAACAAGCACAAGCCGUGGAUCGAGGCAGAGUACCAGGGCAUUGUCAUGGAGAAUGACAACACGGUCCUGUUGAAUCCACCGCUCUUUGCCUUGGAUAAAGAUGCUCCGCUCCGAUACGCAGGUGAGAUCUGCGGCUUCCGGAUCCAUGGAUCUGGGGUACCCUUUGAGGCUGUGAUCCUCGACAAGGCAACAGGUGAAGGGCUGAUCCGGGCCAAGGAGCCUGUGGACUGUGAGGCCCAGAAGGAGCACACCUUUACCAUCCAGGCCUAUGACUGUGGCGAGGGGCCCGAUGGCACCAAUACCAAGAAGUCUCACAAGGCAACCGUGCAUGUUCGGGUCAACGACGUGAACGAGUUUGCCCCGGUCUUCGUGGAGCGUCUGUACCGUGCUGCAGUGACCGAGGGGAAGCUGUACGAUCGUAUCUUACGUGUGGAAGCCAUUGAUGGUGACUGCUCCCCUCAGUACAGCCAGAUCUGCUACUAUGAGAUCCUUACACCCAACACCCCCUUCCUCAUUGACAAUGAUGGCAACAUUGAGAACACAGAGAAGCUACAGUACAGUGGCGAGAAGCUCUACAAGUUUACGGUGACCGCGUAUGACUGUGGGAAGAAGCGAGCGGCAGAUGACGCUGAGGUGGAGAUCCAGGUGAAGCCCACCUGCAAACCCAGCUGGCAAGGCUGGAACAAAAGGAUUGAAUAUGCCCCAGGAGCUGGGAGCUUGGCUCUGUUCCCUGGCAUCCGCCUCGAGACCUGUGAUGAGCCACUGUGGAACAUUCAGGCCACCAUAGAGCUUCAGACCAGCCAUGUGGCCAAAGGCUGUGACCGAGACAACUACUCAGAGCGGGCUCUUCGGAAGCUCUGUGGUGCUGCUACUGGGGAGGUGGACCUGUUGCCCAUGCCCGGCCCCAAUGCCAACUGGACAGCGGGACUCUCAGUACACUACAGCCAGGACAGCAGCCUCAUCUACUGGUUCAACGGCACGCAAGCUGUGCAGGUUCCCCUGGGCGGCCCAGGAGGGCUGGGCUCUGGGCCGCAGGAUGGCUUCAGUGACCACUUUACCCUGUCCUUCUGGAUGAAGCAUAGCGUGACCCCCAGCAAGGGGAAGAAGGAGGAGGAGACCAUUGUGUGUAACACAGUCCAGAAUGAGGACGGCUACUCUCACUACUCGCUGACUGUCCAUGGCUGCAGAAUCGCCUUUCUCUACUGGCCGUUGCUUGAGAGUGCCCGUCCGGUCAAGUUCCUCUGGAAACUGGAGCAGGUGUGUGACGACGAGUGGCAUCACUACGCCCUGAACCUCGAGUUCCCCACGGUCACGCUCUAUACUGACGGCAUCUCCUUCGACCCGGCUCUCAUCCACGACAAUGGUCUCAUCCACCCACCCAGGAGGGAACCUGCGCUCAUGAUUGGGGCCUGCUGGACUGAAGAGAAGAACAAAGAGAAGGAGAAGGGGGGAGAGAACAGUACAGACACAACCUCAGGAGACCCCUUGCUGAUCCACCACUACUUCCAUGGCUACCUAGCUGGUUUCAGCGUGCGCUCAGGUCGCCUGGAGAGCCGUGAGGUCAUCGAGUGCCUCUAUGCAUGUCGGGAGGGGCUGGACUAUAGGGAUUUCGAGAGCCUGGGCAAAGGCAUGAAGGUCCACGUGAACCCCUCGCAGUCCCUGCUCACCCUGGAGGGGGAUGAUGUGGAGACCUUCAACCAUGCCCUGCAGCAUGUGGCUUACAUGAACACUCUGCGCUUUGCCACACCCGGCGUCAGGCCCCUGCGCCUCACCACCGCUGUCAAGUGCUUUAGUGAAGAGUCCUGCGUCUCCAUCCCCGAAGUGGAGGGCUAUGUGGUGGUCCUUCAGCCUGAUGCCCCCCAGAUCCUUCUGAGUGGCACAGCUCAUUUUGCCCGCCCAGCUGUGGACUUUGAGGGACCCGAGGGAGUCCCCUUGUUCCCUGAUCUUCAGAUCACCUGCUCCAUUUCUCACCAGGUGGAGGCCAAAGCAGAUGAGAGUUGGCAGGGCACAGUGACAGACACACGCAUGUCAGAUGAGAUUGUACACAACUUGGACGGCUGUGAAAUUUCUCUGGUGGGAGAUGACCUAGACCCUGAACGAGAGAGCCUGCUCCUGGACAUGGCUUCCCUGCAGCAGCGAGGCCUGGAGCUCACCAACACAUCUGCCUACCUCACCAUUGCUGGGGUGGAGACCAUCACUGUGUAUGAAGAGAUCCUGAGGCAGGCUCGUUAUCAGCUUCGGCACGGAGCAGCCCUGUAUGCCAGGAAAUUCCGGCUUUCCUGUUCGGAGAUGAACGGCCGAUACUCCAGCAACGAAUUCAUUGUGGAGGUCAACGUCCUGCAUAGCAUGAACCGGGUUGCCCAUCCCAGCCAUGUGCUCAGUUCACAGCAGUUCCUGCACCGGGGUCACCAGCCGCCCCCUGAGAUGGCUGGACACAGCCUGGCCAGCUCCCACCGGAACUCCAUGGUCCCCAGUGCUGCGACUCUUAUCAUUGUGGUAUGCGUGGGCUUCCUGGUGCUUAUGGUUAUCCUCGGCCUCGUUCGGAUCCACUCCCUUCAUCGCCGUGUCUCAGGAACUGGCGGACCCUCAGGGGCUUCCACUGACCCGAAAGACCCUGACCUCUUCUGGGAUGACUCUGCUCUCACUAUUAUCGUCAAUCCCAUGGAGUCCUACCAGAACCAGCAGACCUGUGUGGCAGGGGUUGCUGGUGGCCAGCAAGAGGAAGAGGACAGCAGUGACUCCGAAGCAGCCGACUCCCCCAGCAGCGACGAGAGACGCAUCAUUGAGAGCCCCCCACACCGCUACUGAGGCUCCAACCCUGCCAAGAGAGAGGCCUGCCCUGGGGAGAUGGGAAUCCAGGAAAGAAAGGGAGAAAGGCAUUUGGAGAGAAGAGAGAUGAAGCGGGAGAAAAGCGGGAGAAAGAGCUCUUCAUUUGGAGUGGUCCUUCCAUCUCAGAACCCCAGGAGGCAAGCUCCUGAGGCAUCUGCCCUAGCUGGCUGCCCUGGGAGAGUGGCUGGAUGGCGUUGGCUGCCCUGUAGCCCACCUGUGGCAGCAGCUCUGCCAGUCGUGCACUGUAUUAGGGAGGGGGAUAUCAACAGCCAUGAUUGACGUGGGGAUGGAAUUGAUAGACGCCUGCUGCUGUGUUCUCCUUUACUCUGUUCUGUCCGUGGGGGCCUUCCUUCUGUUGCCCCGCCCCUCCCGCUUCCCCUUAGGAUCCCCUCGCCUCUAUUUCCAUUUCACUCUGGGGAUCCCAGCGCCUCCCUCUUCUCAGCCUCCUCCCUCUCUUGUCCUCUUUCCUCUCCUGCCUGAGCAGUACCAAGGUCUUACAGCCUCUGUUCCUUUCUCCAUGGCCUGCUUUGCCUAGGUUGUGGGGAAGGAGGAGGAGCAGGACCCUGGGGGUGUAUUAUAUAUAGUGUAUAUUUUUUCAAUGUUGUCGUGAGCGCAGCUCCUGUGUUUCUGUGUGCAGCUCACAGCCUUGUAUGUGUGCGUGUGUGUGGCAUUGUCAUGUCCUGGGGUGAGGGUAGGGGAUGGGUGUGGUAAAGGAGGGCCGCACCCUAAGGUUUUCAAAUAAAACAACCAGAAAAAAAGUUCUA